AAUAUCAGGUUUUGCUGUUGCAAAAAAUCUGGCUACAAAAACAAAACAAAAAUGUCUCGAAAAAAGAAUAGAGUUCCUUGAUAUGGAACGUCAAAAUAAGAGAACACCCCCUUGUCCAGGGCCCAAUCAUAAGACACCAUCACCAAAAUUACAGGCUACAAAAGAUCCAUCAUAUAUCGACCUAUUGACUAUAGUGACCUAUCGAGACUUUCAGGCAGCCCACGAUGCUGCCUACAUUUACAUCAGUGAUGGUUUACAGUUUGAUAAGGACAAUCAGUUUACUGCAGCCAUUGAAAACUACAACAAUGGACUAGUAUUGAUGGAUGCCUGCUUAGAGUUUGAUGUCUCACAGCUGUUGGGGUGCCCACAGCACCUGAUAGAUAACGCCAGGGCCAAUCAAAUUAAAAUGAGAAAGUCAAAAGAGGAAGUAAUCCUGAGGCUCAAAAUAUUGCAGAAAAAAUUAAAACUAAAAAAACCAUUGAUGGCCACUGCCCCGCCAACAUACGAAGAGGCUGUAAGUCAAACGGAGCACCCGCCACCUUAUAGCGAGGAUGAACUGACACGGCUGGGGGAGAUCCUGAUGAAAGGGGAGCUUGGUCAGCACCGGCUCGCCAAUGCAGAGGAGAUAUUCUACAUUUCAGAUGGUGUCCAGCUGUACUUUAUAUCAUCCGAGGGACUCAUUAGUGCACCGACCUAUCCUACAUCACUUCAGGUGUUAAGACUCAUGAGAGAAAGAGGGUCUAAAUUCAACCCUAUUUUUAUCACAGUCGGUGAUUGGAUUUACCCACUGUUACCUGGUCAGUCCCCUGCUCUUGCCAGUUCAUAUGGUGCCUAUUUAUUUCCAGACACAACGUCACCAGGGGCAGCUAUUGCGUUGAUGUUACCACCCAAUUUAGCCCAAGAGGACAAAGACGCAUUUCGUGCCCUUAUUGAUAAACUCACUGUACUGGAAGAUGAGCCAUUAUUAUUCAAUGUGUCUUCGACUGAACUGUAUGAAGAUGACGAAUCAACUGAAAGUUCUUCUCAGUUAGAAAACUUAACAACAAUAUCAAAGGGAAUACUCACUACUGCAAACUGGAUUUCCUGGGGAGUGAUCGAGGGCGCUAAGAAAGGAAGAUGUUUAAUUCAAAGGGGAUCAGAUUUGGUUCGAAGGAAAACCAAGAAAUGCACUAUUGACCACCCCGUGGACCCCAGGUUCCAAAAAGGCGUCAUCUAUGCCAGGCAGGCAACUGGAGGUGCUGUGAAAGUUACUGAGUAUGUAGUCAAUAAGCUCGGAGAAGCCACAGUGUGUCUUGCCAAAGAGGUAGCACCGGUUGUUAGAGAGAAAACAUUGAACGUUUUACCCGACGCCUUGUCAGACUCUAAGAUAGGAAGUCCUUCUGCGAUUGAUACUGUGGUGGAAGUUGCUUACACGGGGUUAAAAGGCUUUGCAAAAGUGUAUGAUAGUCUAGAGAAAGCAGCGAAGUGUCUUGGGGGCACUUUAGUUGAUGAAAGUGUGAAGGUCGUAGAGCACAGCUAUGGAACAGAAGCUGCCAAGCUGACAGAGAACACCAUGUGUGCAGCUGGCAAUGUCCUCAUGGCCACUCACAAUGUCAAGAAGCUCAGCCUCAAAUCCAUAGCCAAGAAAACAGCCAAGGAGACCAGCAAUGCUGUCUAUGAUGAGAUGUUGAAAGCCAAAGGAACAUCUGUGUAGCAUCACUAGGAUCAAGAUUUUUUAAAAAGUUAGCCACAGCUAUCAUAUGAUUGUUUUUUUAUCAGAAUGACUUUCAUCUAAUCAAAUAGACAUCUUACCUACAUUGUUGCAGUCACUAUUUAUUAAUUGUUGCUAUUUCUUGACUGAUUUAUAAAUACUCAAUAUUUUUUCCAAUCCAAUUUUUUGUUUUCUCCAAAGUUUUUUGUUACUCAGGUCUCAUGAUUUAACUCAGAAUGACUUUCAUCUAAUCAAAUAGACAUCUUACCUAAAUGGUUCCAGUCACUAUUUAUUAAUUGUUGCUAUUCAUGACUGAUUUAUAAAUACUCAAUAUUUUUUCCUAUCCAAUUUUCUGUUUUCUCCAAAGUUUUUUGUUACUCGGGUCUCCUGAUUUAACUCUUUCUCUCCUAGCUGACGAUACCAACGUUGAUUCCACCAGAAUGUGGUAAAUAAUUACGGAGAGAAAGAGUUAAUGACCUGAUUCAAAACUGUCUCAAUUUAUAGAUACUUUAAAGCACUGUAACUGUGAACUACUUACAAUAAUUAUUUUUUUUUUUAGUUGUUAUUGUAAGAUACAUUUUAAACCGUUACUGUGGUGAGGCUCUGUAUACUCCCCCCCCCCCUCCCUUUCCUUUCCACAAGCUAGCUGAUUAUGGGCAUAUCAACUAUUGAUCUCCAAGAUUUUCCAAUAUGAAAACUUUUUUUUUUCCUGAAAAAAUCAUUUUAGCCUAAGUGAAUCUUAAAAAUGCUUUGCACUAUUGACCAAGGAAAGUGCCUGUAAUUAACACUUUAUAAUAUACUGAGCUCAAAAUAAAUUCUGCUGUGAAUAAAAGGAAACUCUUGAGUAAUGGCACCUCCGUAAUAGCUAAUGCAUUUGUUUCAAAUAUUUGCAAUCCCCCUGUAUUUUUACAAAGCUUAUAUCUACUCACUCUGUCUGUAAUCUUUUACACCUAAUUUCUCCCACUUCCCAUUCUCGUAUCGAGUUGAAACUUUUGCACAAUUAUUAAUUAUUGAUGACAAUGUAUGAAUGAGUCGAAAUAAAAGGACCAAUUAUUGUAUCAAUUAGUCAUAAUUUUUUUUUAUAUAUAUAUAGAGAGAGAGAGACAGUAAUAAACUAUGGGGAGUUUAGCCUUGUAUAGAAAAUUAGGUCGUCAGCCAAAAGUUAGAAGCUAACAAUAGAUAAUUAUAAAACUUUCUGUUUUCAUAAGCACUUAUCUAGUUCAGUGGCUAGCAUGUCUGCCUUCAGUCAUGGAGGCUUGAGCCCAUUUUAUUGUAGUAAUCAGUUGAGCCCUGACUGAAUAAUCAUUUUAUUAUGAUUUAUGUUUAUUUCACACGUAAUUUGUUUUUUUCUAGUUUAUUUUAAAAUUAAGCCUAUCUUGUGUUUCUUUGGGGUUUGUUUGUUUGUUUUUUACACUAGAGUAAAUACAUAAUUUAGUUCUGAGUAUGAGACUAUCUUAGACCUAUGACUCCUUAUCCUUUAACAAAUAUCCCCAUUUUUUUUUUUUUUAUGUAAAUUGACCUCAAGACAUUUUAUAAAGGAAUUGGCACAGAUGACCUUGGUGACUUUUUUAGUUGUUAGAACUCAUGUCUUAGAACAUUUUUUUAUUUUUGUUUGGAAAAUUUAGUUUUAAUUUCUGCUUUCAGACUACUUUCUAUUCUAAAUUAUUUUGUUUAGCUCUGAUAUUUAGUAUGUUUAAUUUUACAGUUAUGUCCAUAGUUUUGAAUUGUUAAAUCUGACAAGAUUUUUGGUUCACAAUGUGUAGACUAUAGAGGAAGUGCAUUGAUGUCAAACAAUAAGGUCCAAUUUAUAUGGUCACAACAUCGAAUCAUAAGAAAAAAGUAAAGUUCCCAUUUCAGACUUUUUGAUCUACAGAGCAGAUGAUGUAAAGGUCAUCUGUUUCUGUGGCACAACAUCCAACCACCUUUACUUUUCCCCCAACUAAUGUCAGGUACCCAUUAGAGCUGGGUGGACCCAGAGGCUCCCUAAAGAUCCAGAGAUUAAAAAUCCCAGUCUUCGUCAGGAUUCGAACCCGGGACCCCUCAGUCCAGAAGUCAAGCAUUUUACCACUCAGCCACCAUGCCUCCAAAUCAUAAGGUCUAGAUAUCUAGAUGAGACAGGGGAUUAAAAAGUAUUGGUACCGUAUGUACUCUAAGUUGGCUCUUAGUCCACUGCGCUACCUCAUCUAAUAUUUGUUGGCCAAAGAAAUGCCAAAUUGUGCUUCUACAUUAAGAUGGCUAUUUAUAUGAGUCACAUAAACUAAGCUUUCCAUUGUUCAUGUUUUAUGACCUGCUACAUCUGGACAUUUUUAUUUGUUUAUUUAUCUAAUAUUUGUUGGCCAAAGAAAUGCCAAAUUGUGCUUCUACAUUAAGAUGGCUAUUUAUAUGAGUCACAUAAACUAAGCUUUCCAUUGUUCAUGUUUUAUGACCUGCUACAUCUGGACAUUUUAAUUUAUUUAUUUAUCUAAUAUUUGUUGGCCAAAGAAAUGCCACAUUGUGCUUCUACAUUGAUUGCUAUUUAUAUGAGUCACAUAAACUAAGCUUUCCAUUGUUCAUGUUUUAUGACCUGCUACAUCUGGACAUUUUAAUUUAUUUAUUUAUCUAAUAUUUGUUGGCCAAAGAAAUGCCACAUUGUGCUUCUACAUUGAUUGCUAUUUAUAUGAGUCACAUAAACUAAGCUUUCCAUUGUUCAUGUUUUAUGACCUGCUACAUCUGGACAUAUUUAUUUAUUUAUUUUUAUUUUACAUUUCUACUGCUGAUAAAAAAAAAAAAAACAUUGAACUCCUGACCUCUUGAAAUCUAGUCUUCAGUUUCUUUGUAUCAUCAAGCUGUAAUAGAGCUGUUGCUUAUGCUGACAGUGUUGAUACUUGGGUGAAAGGUGCAUUAUUUAUACAAAUCUUUGUAUUUAUACAAUUAAAAUGUCUGUCAUGAAAUUGUCAUUCAUGACCUCCUAAAAUAAACUGUGAUCAUUCA
Molecule: messenger RNA, 4660 nt
Organism: Biomphalaria glabrata
Lineage: Eukaryota; Metazoa; Mollusca; Gastropoda; Planorbidae
Product: spartin-like
Exons: 10
Coding region: 83-1693 (536 amino acids)
Biological process (GO): cell division; negative regulation of BMP signaling pathway
Cellular component (GO): plasma membrane
Source: RefSeq, a predicted model, not a curated record